AUGGAAGAGCUCUGUGUCUGCUCCGUUCUGGUGACUGGGGCCAACCGGGGUCUUGGCCUGGGGUUUGUCCAGCAUUUCCUGAGGAUGCCGAAACCACCACAGUGGAUCUUUGCAGGCUGCCGGGACCCGACAGGACCGAGGGCACAGGAGCUACAGAAGCUGGCCUCCAAACAUCCCAAUGUGAUCAUCACUGCUCUUGAAGUUGCCAACCCCACCAGCAUCAAGGCGGCUGCAGCCAAGGUUGGGAAGCACCUGGGGGACUUUGGGUUGAACCUCCUCAUCAACAAUGCUGGAAUGGUCAAGUCUAAGACGCUGGAUGAUGAAACAUUGGAGGACAUGACUGAGACUUACACCACCAACACAGCUGGACCCUUGCUGAUGGGCCAGGCAUUCCUGCCCUUGCUGAAGAAGGCUGCCCAGGGGAGCCCAGGCUCAGGGCUGAGCUGCAGCAAGGCUGCCAUAAUCAACAUAUCCAGCAUUGGUGGCUCCAUCGCUUCCGUCUUUGGCUGGGACAUGAUGCAAGUCACCUCAUAUCGCUGCAGCAAGGCUGCUCUGAACAUGCUGAGCAAGUGCCAGUCCUUGGCAUACAAGGAGCACGGCAUCCUCUGCGUCGCUCUCCAUCCUGGCUGGGUGCAAACUGACAUGGGCAGUGCUGCUGCUGGAUACACGCCCCCUGUGACAGUGGAUGACAGCGUUCAAGGGAUGCUGAAGGUCCUCUCCUCCCUCUCCGAGAAGGAGAUCGGCACCUUCCUGGACUGGGAAGGGAAGGUCAUGCCCUGGUGA
This is a messenger RNA of Cinclus cinclus, 783 nucleotides long. Its product is annotated as C-signal-like. The transcript is spliced from 6 exons. The record is from RefSeq and is a predicted model, not a curated record. NCBI's taxonomy places the organism in Eukaryota, Metazoa, Chordata, Aves, Passeriformes, Cinclidae. The coding region runs from base 1 to 783 and encodes 260 amino acids.